This is a messenger RNA of Ostertagia ostertagi, 1044 nucleotides long. The record is from the annotation of a GenBank genome assembly. Lineage: Eukaryota; Metazoa; Nematoda; Chromadorea; Rhabditida; Trichostrongylidae.
GAAGCUGAGACACAGAAAAGUUUCGAUAAGUCUGAAAAUGAUAUCAAAUCACUACAGUCAGUAGGGCAGAUCGUGGGAGAAGUGCUUAAACAGCUUACUGAGGAGAAAUUCAUUGUCAAGGCUACCAAUGGACCGAGAUACGUGGUUGGCUGCCGUCGCUCGAUAAACAAGGAAGCCCUCAAGCAGGGCACUCGAGUCGCUCUUGAUAUGACCACACUCACUAUUAUGCGCCAGUUGCCUCGGGAAGUGGACCCUUUGGUUUACAAGAUGUCGCACGAAGAUCCUGGAAAUAUUACUUAUGCUGAUGUUGGUGGACUGGCAGAGCAAAUUCGUUGUGAAUUACCAUGGAUCAAUCCAGAAUGUCGCAGAGUUGGUAUAACUCCACCGAAAGGGUGUCUGCUAUACGGACCGCCAGGAACAGGCAAAACGCUUCUUCGCAAGUUGGAUUGUAAUUUCUUGAAAGUGGUUUCGUCUGCUAUUGUCGAUAAAUAUAUCGGCGAGUCUGCUCGAAUGAUUCGUGAGAUGUUUCAAUUAUGCUCGCGAUCAUCAACCCUGUAUUGUUUUCAUGGACGAGAUUUGAUUAGCAUUGGUGGUCGACGGUUUUCCGAAGGCACUUCAGCUGAUCGUGAAAUUCAACGAACUUUGAUGGAGCUGCUUAAUCAGUUGGACGGUUUCGAUUCAUUGGGAAAAGUCAAAGUUAUCAUGGCAACCAAUCGCCCCGACACUCUUGAUCCUGCUCUCCUACGUCCCGGUCGUCUUGAUCGUAAGGUUGAAAUUCCUCUGCCGAAUGAACAAGCCAGACUUGAGGUUUUGAAAAUCCACGCAAACCCGAUUACAAAACACGGUGAUAUCGAUUACGAGGCAGUUGUUAAGUUAUCGGACGGGUUUUCUUGUGCUGAUUUGCGUAAUGUGUGUACAGAAGCUGGUCUUUAUGCGAUCAGGGCCGAGCGAGAGUACGUCAUUGAAGAGGAUUUCAUGAAAGCCGUCAGGAAGGUUGGAGAUGCGAAGAAGCUUGAAACGAAGCUGGACUAUAAACCUGUCUAA